Molecule: messenger RNA, 966 nt
Organism: Saprolegnia parasitica CBS 223.65
Lineage: Eukaryota; Oomycota; Saprolegniomycetes; Saprolegniales; Saprolegniaceae
Exons: 9
Coding region: 8-898 (296 amino acids)
Source: RefSeq, a predicted model, not a curated record
CACGGGCAUGCAAGCGAGCCCGUGCGUCGACCGGUCCAAGAAGGCGACCGAGGUCCGGCGGGAGACGCACCUAUCGCCUGCCCACGUCGCGCUCUCGUCCAAGCUCCAGGCGCAGUUCCAGGAGGCCGACUCGGACGACGACGACGCUUCCCAGGACUGGUUUGUCAACGACCGACCGGCUGCGGAGAAGACGGAUGCGCCGCCGGCCGACGCGACGGUGGUCUUAGCGCCGCCUGUCGAGACCGAGAAGCGUCGCAGCGUCGCCAUCGACAACGAGGACGACGAUGUCGCGCUGCGCAAGAGUCCGCUAGGGUUUCUGCAUCUGCGGCCCGUGGAUACGGGCGUACUCAUCAUGGAGCUAUGCCUCUCGGACCAAACGAUGCUCAAGCAAUAUGGCGCCAAGUACUUCAAGAUCUACCUUCCGCAAGUCACCGAGACGCAGCAAGAGUUCUGUCUCUACGGCCGGAGCUGCGCCAACAAGCUCAAAAUUCGGUUCAGCUUGAGUGAGAGUAAAGCGUGCAAGCGUAACAACCCAGGCUAUGCGGGAAAGCUCUCGGUAGCACAGACGCCCCUUGGCAAGCGCUACAAGAUGGUGUGCCCGCACAUCAAGCAGCGCAGCGUCUUUACGCUCGAGCUACGCGACGGCAAGCAUGAGCUGGACAACACGCUCUUGAGUUUGCUUCGAGGCAAAGCCGCGCCCAGAGACGCUGCCCAGAUCUGCUCCUCGGUCCUCGAGAAAUUCGCAAACCCACUUGUGGACGUCAAGUGUCCAAAGACAGCAACGUCGUGGCUACGCAUCGACAAGGAAGGCAAGUUCUUUGUCUACUAUACCAAACCGUUCUCCAUGUUUCAGAGUGCUGCGAUCGCCGUCGCGGUGCAAUCGAGCUUGCUCGAGUAGUUGAAUUUGACACUUGCGGCCAAUUUAUGGCGUUUGCAACAACGUUGAAGCACGAGAUUGUCGAGCCG